This is a messenger RNA of Helianthus annuus (common sunflower), 1189 nucleotides long. RefSeq names its product protein ABIL2. The transcript is spliced from 8 exons. The coding region runs from base 103 to 1026 and encodes 307 amino acids. The record is from RefSeq and is a predicted model, not a curated record. Lineage: Eukaryota; Viridiplantae; Streptophyta; Magnoliopsida; Asterales; Asteraceae.
AUAGAAUCUCACCUAAUAAACCCAACAACUUGUUUUCUGCUUAUAUAACUAACUCUUUAAUCAUCCCAUCAUUUGGUCUUUAAUCAGCCUUGAAGUUUGGUUAUGGAGAGUAUGAACAAAUAUUUACCUGCAAAUCAUCUUCAUCAACCUUCCAACUACCAUGAAUAUCUCUCGGCCCACCGCUCGCUCUUUGCAGAUGGACUCAAGGACCUACGAAAUGUAAAGGAACAGUUAUACUCAGCUGCAGAGCAUUUUCAAGAUUCAUAUCACAAGAAUGACCAAAAACAAAUGUUGUUAGAAAGCUUGAAGGACUACAUCUCCAAAUCUAUGCUUAAAACCGUUGACCAUUUGGGCUGCGUGACGAAUAAAGUUAACAAGUUACUAGAUGAACAUGUCAAUGAAGUUUCUAAAACAAAGCUUCUAGUAUCCGGCAUUGAACAGCGCUUACGUACAUGUCAAAUAUGUGCUAACUAUGGUGAGCUAUCGCAACAAUCACUGAUGAUGCAGACACCAAAGUAUUACAAGCAGUACCCUGCUCAAGAAGGUUGCAUUUCUGAAGCUAAUAAACCAAAAACAGGACCAGUCCAGUCAUCGGGUCUAAGUUCAAUGUAUAAAAACUUGUGCAGAAAAGGGUAUUCUCGACAAACUUGUACCGAGUUGCCAUCGGGUUUAAUUACCUUCUCGCUUACAAAGGAUGCAUCACUCAAAAAAAUAGAGAAACGAUCACGGUCAGUUUCACCGCUUCGAUUCUCGAUUAGAUGCUCAGGCUCUUCGGCAAAUCAACCAACGUGUCCAAGCUUUUCUGUCAAGUUUUCUGCCUCUUCUGUUCAUCGGUCCAUCAGCCCAAACCCGUCCAGUAGCAGACAGCAAUUACAGCAACCACCAGAGGCUAUGAAAUCUCAAACCUUGUACCCACAAAGACCAAGCAGACCAAGCACAAAAGAUAUGGAAAUCUACUCGAAGAAAACAAGAAACCUUUUCAAAGCAUUGCUAAGUAUAUAUAAGUCGAAGAACAAUAUUAUAUAGUUCAGAUAAACAAGAAGUCUUUAUGUUCUGGAAGGAUGUUCUACAAGAAGCUAUUUUUUUCCAUGUUUUUUUCUUGAUCUAAAACAUAAGAGUAUUUUUACGUAUCAUUAUGUAAAGCGUAAUGCGGCUACUUAAUACUUUCUAUUAAUGUUUUGCUAAAUAA